Eruca vesicaria subsp. sativa (arugula) is the source of this 1265-nucleotide messenger RNA. NCBI's taxonomy places the organism in Eukaryota, Viridiplantae, Streptophyta, Magnoliopsida, Brassicales, Brassicaceae. The record is from the annotation of a GenBank genome assembly.
GAUGGCUCUCUUCUGCCAAGUGGCGGUGCUUGUUUCUGCAUUAAAUAGGGCCUGCUUCUGUGUAUGUACAACUCUACUAGAGAAGAGGUAGAGGUAGAGAUAAAGAAUGGCACAUACGACGUUUACGCCGGAAGGUCAGAUGACGGAGUCGUUUCGGCUCUGGAGCGGCCACAAAAUCCCGGCCGUUGGACUCGGCACUUGGCAAUCUGGCUCUCAAGCCUCCCACGCCGUUUUCACUGCACUCGUCGAGGGUGGUUAUAGGCACAUUGAUACUGCUUGGGAAUAUGGUGAUCAGAAUGAGGUCGGUGAAGGGAUGAAGAGGGCUAUGCACGCUGGUAUUGAGAGGAGGGACCUCUUCGUCACCUCCAAGCUUUGGUGUACAGAGUUAUCACCUGAGAGAGUGCGUCCUGCUCUGCAGAAUACCCUUCAAGAGCUUCAGUUAGACUACCUUGAUCUUUACCUGAUUCACUGGCCUUUCCGACUAAGAGAAGGAGCCAGUAAGCCACCAAAGGCAGGGGACGUCCUUGAGUUUGACAUGGAAGGUGUUUGGAGAGAAAUGGAGAAGCUUGUCAAGGAUAAUCUUGUCAGGAGCAUUGGCGUUUGUAACUUCUCCCUCACUAAGCUCAAUAAGCUGCUAGGGUUCGCUGAACUGAUCCCUUCCGUUUGUCAGAUGGAAAUGCAUCCUGGUUGGAGAAAUGACCAAAUGCUCCAACUCUGUAAAAUGAGUGGUAUCCAUGUUACAGCCUAUUCGCCGCUGGGAUCUCAAGAAGGCGGCAGAGAUCUGAUACACGAUCAGACAGUGGAUAGGAUAGCCAAGAAGCUGAACAAGACCCCUGGUCAGGUACUAGUGAAAUGGGGUCUACAGAGAGGAACAAGUGUCAUCCCCAAGUCGUCGAAUCCAGAGAGGAUCAAGGAGAACAUCAAAGUUUUUGACUGGGUGAUCCCUGACCAAGACUUUGAUGCUCUCAGCAGUAUCAGUGACCAGAAACGAGUGAUGGACGGUGAAGAUAUAUUCGUCAACAAGAGCCAAGGUCCAUUCCGUAGCGUGGCAGAUCUAUGGGACAAUGAAGACUAAUCAGAUAAGGUGGUCCUUAUGUAAAACGAGUUUGUUGGUCAAAAGAUCAAUCAAUGUAUAAUGUGUGUGAUAUAAAUAAAAUAAAAACACAAAGGAGUUUUCUCACAUUUUCCUAAAGAAAAACAUUGUUAAGCUAUUAAACCCUCAUCGACAAAAGAAGAGAGCUGCUGUUGUACGGCUAAAACAGAUG